AUGGCCUCGCCCGGCCCCUCUGCGUCCGCUGCCGACGACGGCGACCGCCUAAAAAAAGCGCACGAUGAACUCAGAAUUGUCGACGCGGAGACUCGCAGCCUGCUGCGCGAGCUAAAUUGCCUGAUGACCGUCAAGACGUUGUUGUUUCCCGCUGAACACAACGGACCCGGCCAAGCUGGAUCAACUUAUUGGCGCGCGUGGUACCAGCGCAAAGGGUUCGGGGACCAACCACCGCUUGAGUCGGAAUGGUGGAAACGCGCGGGCGGUAGAGGUCUCCUCAACUCUGCGGAAAACUUGCAACGUGAGAUUGAGCACGUCGAAAUCCAGGGGGCGGCAUUGGUGGCACAUCGGGACGCUGUUUGGCGCGCCGUCAACGCAUUGUCACGUCCGUUUUUGAGAAGCCUCAGCAUCAUGAACUUGCCUGAAGAGACUCUCGUCGGCAUCCUCGAACUGGUUGAAGGCUUUGAUCCGGAUUUGCCUGUUAGCUACGGCAUGUCUGGGGGCAGAAGGGACAUUCAAAACGUGCGCUUAGUCUGUCGGCGCUUCUGCGAACUGGGCUCCCAGCUGCUGGUCCGCCGCGUGCGCAUCAGCCCCAACGAGGCAUCCCUUGCGCGCCUGCGCGCGGUCUCUCGCCAUCCCACCAUUUCUAGGGGCGUUCGAGCCUUCCGAGUUGGCCUUCAUUUCGAGACGUCCGCACUCGGCGACCUUGGCACAUUCUUCUCUCACCUCCACACAGAAGCUCAAGACGAAACCGACAGUCACGAUCAGUUGUGGGAUAUAACACAAAUCCCCGAGGAGACAGAGACACAGAUAUCAGUAGACGUAGCGGCGGUCUUGUCCAAGAUACGCGGGCAUGCGUCAGCAGAUACGGAAAGCGACGACGACGUCCCUGCCCUAGACAAUGAGAAUUGCCGUGCGAGCCUAGACCAGGCGCAUCGAAAGUAUCGAGCUCUCUUGAAAAAUCAGGCAUCACUGAUCGACACUGGAGAGUUCGUCCGACUCUUUGGCUCUGCAGCUGCAAGGCUGACGAGCGUGUGGAAGCUGGACGUUGCAGACCAUAAUCCUGUUACGGAGAGGCAUCGCAUGAUAUCUGGAGCCGGCAUGAGGACUCUGAUCUGUCGGUCCAUGCUCCAAGUAGCCGCAGACACUGAUGCGGAACAAUACAGACUAGGGUUGUCCAACUUCGAAUGCACCAUCCAGCUCAUCAGGGCGGUCGGAAAAACCGGCACAGUCCUCGACAGUCUCGAUAUUAACCUACGGACUCUGGGAAGCCCAGGUGGCAUGGCAGCAGCCCCAGACGCUUGGCGAGAGCUGUCAUCUGCCACGCGGCGGUUGACAGCCUUUUCAUUCAAAGCUGGCAUGUCGGCGGACGCGCCAGAGGCGGGGGGUCUUCAUGAUUUUCUCUCUGCUUGCUUGGAGACGGCCAGCCUCCAGAAGCUCAAACUAGACAUGGGUUCCCCGAGGCCGCCAGGGGAAAGCGUCGACCUGGGAAAAGUUCUGUGUGCCCGGCCCAGACCUCACCUGAUGGACAUGACGCUCAGCUGUGUCGCUGUGAAUCUUUCAGACUUGAAACAGCUGCCGCAGCCGAUGAAGAGCAUCCAUCUGACACAGGUCCACCUGCUUACUGACACGUGGAAAGCAGCCCUGGAUGUGUUCAGGGAUAAGACGUGUGCUUUGAUGAUACUUCGAGAGCCGCGUGGCGCUGAACGCGAUACCAUGGCGGGGGGGGGGGGACUAUCAAAGGAUAUUUGGUGCCGCAGCUGGCCAGUUCAGCGAGUGCGAGUUUUGGAUCUUGGGCCAGGGCACAGACAGCCGCAAUCCCCUGCAAGUACAUGA
Molecule: messenger RNA, 1836 nt
Organism: Akanthomyces muscarius
Lineage: Eukaryota; Fungi; Ascomycota; Sordariomycetes; Hypocreales; Cordycipitaceae
Exons: 1
Coding region: 1-1836 (611 amino acids)
Source: RefSeq, a predicted model, not a curated record